This is a messenger RNA of Cryptomeria japonica (Japanese cedar), 1548 nucleotides long. Its product is annotated as 2-oxoglutarate-Fe(II) type oxidoreductase hxnY. The record is from RefSeq and is a predicted model, not a curated record. NCBI's taxonomy places the organism in Eukaryota, Viridiplantae, Streptophyta, Pinopsida, Cupressales, Cupressaceae. The transcript is spliced from 11 exons. The coding region runs from base 255 to 1256 and encodes 333 amino acids.
AGAGAACAAAAUGUUAUUAAUAAUUAAUAAACCCUUCCACCGUUGGAUCUGUGGAAAACCGUAGUUUUUGAUUUUUGGCUGGUAUGUCAUAGAUUGUAUAAAUAUCAAUCUAUUUAUUUUGGCCAGGCCCAGCUACCCAUCUUUAAUUUGUCACGAAUUUGAUAAUAGGUGGCGGUUAAAAUUAUAAAGCCAAGGUCACCUUCUUGGUUCUUAUAUUCAAUUUGAUUGCAUUUCUGUUCUGUGGGUAGAUCGCCAUGCCGAUUCCUUGUUCAACAGAUGCUUCAUCCCUUGCUUGUAUAGACUUGUCAAGUCCGGACCUGCAAAAAUCAGCUGAUCUUAUGAGACAGGCAUGCUUGGACAGUGGGUUUUUCUAUCUGAUAAAUCAUGGCAUUAGUGAAGAAUUUAUGGAGGAAUUGUUUCGACAAAGCAAGAAUUUCUUUGAGGUGCCAAUGGAGCAGAAAAUGCUAUGGUUAAGGAACAAGAAACACAGGGGUUAUACACCCUUCCAAGAUGAGUUGCUUGACCCAGACAAACAGAGUAAAGGGGACUGUAAGGAGGGGUAUUAUAUUGGAGUUGAAGUGGCUGAAGAUGACCCUCGAGCAUUGAAGGAAUUUUACGGACCAAAUGUUUGGCCUUCUGCAGAUUUAUUGCCUGGUUGGAGGGAAAUUAUGGAGAAGUACCACGAAAAAGCUUUAGAUGUUGGAAGGAAGGUAGCCAAGCUUAUUGCAUUGGCAUUGAACCUGGAUGUGAAUUUCUUUAAUGAGCCAGGGAUGCUUGAUGAACCGAUUGCUGUUCUGCGUCUAUUGCAUUAUGCUGGUUAUCAACCCUUCACAGGCGAAGUGUCCAAUCCAGAGCUGGGCAUAUAUGGUGCUGGUGCUCAUACGGAUUAUGGAUUGAUAACUCUACUAGCAACAGAUGGAGUGUCAGGCCUCCAAAUAUGCAGGAAUAAGGAUGAAAUGCCUCAAAUAUGGGAAGAUGUGCCCCCUUUGAAAGGAGGAUUUAUUGUUAAUCUUGGUGACAUGCUUGAACGUUGGAGUAAUGGAAAAUUCAGGUCUACUAUGCAUCGGGUUGUAGUACCAGAUCAGGAGCGGUACUCUAUAGCAUACUUCAUUGAACCCAGCCACGAUUGCCUUGUGGAAUGCCUUCCAACUUGUUAUUCGGAGUUGAAUCCUCCCAGAUAUUCACCAAUUACAUGUGAGCGGUAUUUAUCGCAACGUUACAAGGAUACCCACACCGACUUGAGUAAAUAUUCUUAAGCUCAUAUACAGUUCAAUUCUGUUGGAGGAAAGGGACUUUGAUAAACAUUGAACAUGUUUGUAUCUUGUAUAAGCAGGCUGCAAAUAUAUUGUACCUGAAAAUCCUUGUAUAAUAUAGGUUGAUUUCAUAGCAGGAAAGAGAUUAAUGGCUCACAGGGUAACAUGCCAGUUGGUAAACUAGUAUGUAGUAGCUUAUUGAUUUGUUAAAUUUGCACACAUUAUAUUUUCAUACAAACCACUAUAUGCAGAGUGGAUCCAUUCUUGAAUUAUACAACUCAAUUUUUCAGUUACA